AUGAAAACGACCAUAAUCAUCAUGGAAUUCCCAGCGCACCUGGCUAGGCAAGAAGCGUUGCCGCUGCUCAAGUACGCCACCGUCCAGGUCCUCAAUGCAAACUCGGACUCCAAGUGGAACACUUACCCGUGCUACGCGGCACCCCUCUACUACGCUGAACCGUUUGGCCUCAACGGCCAUGCGAAGCCCUGUCGCAGGAUCGUGGUAAGACUAGUGUCAACAUUCUCGCUGGUGGCCGACAUCUCAAUCUCGACGCGCCAAGAAGUCGCUUCGGCGGCAUACCACUCCGCGCAACUGCCAUCUCAGGUCAUGUGGAAAGCAUUGCGGCGCUCCUACGGCACGGGACUGACCCGGGACGGGCCGAGUUCAAGGGAAUCACACACCUGGACAGCGCCAUGUCCCAGGGCGACGCCGGGGUCGUUUGGCUUGUGCAGUCCGCAAGCGCGCCCGCCGAGGGGAGAUGCGACCGGAUGGAAAGGCUGA
Pyricularia pennisetigena is the source of this 483-nucleotide messenger RNA. RefSeq lists its product as uncharacterized. The record is from RefSeq and is a predicted model, not a curated record. The coding region runs from base 1 to 483 and encodes 160 amino acids. NCBI's taxonomy places the organism in Eukaryota, Fungi, Ascomycota, Sordariomycetes, Magnaporthales, Pyriculariaceae. The transcript has 3 exons.